AUGUCUUGCUUCAGCAUAAGGUUUCCUCCAGCCAAGAAGGCAUGGAAAAGUUUUACUUCCAAACUUCAAACCAGACUACACAAGCUUCACAAAUCCAAAGCUUUCAAAAAACCCAAGAAUAAUGGGAAGAAGCUACAAAAAGCUGCUUCCAAAACUACAAGGCCUUCAUUGUUCUUAGGGCAACGCCUUCAGCUUAAGAGCAGCCGGAGACGUCGUGCUCUUCCUUUUGGGUACCAACGGUACUACCUCUCCGUUAAUAAAGCGGCGGCACCGGUUUACAUAGAUAAGCUGUUUAAAGAUGCGCCGGUGAGUGGAGUGGUAGAGUAUAUUCAUCAGCAGCCAUUAGAGAAGAACAAGAAGAAGCUCAUUGAUGAAGCUGCAGAGGCUGGAACAAGCAAUGAAGGAGAAAAGCAGGGAGAUGAUAAGUUGGAGUCGGUGGGAUUGGCAUCGCCUAUGCUGUAUGGAAUAGAUGCAAGAGCUGAGGAAUUCAUUGCAAGUUUCCGAGCAGAAAUGGAGCGUCAGGAAAUUAUAGCACGUAAUUUGUAG
Molecule: messenger RNA, 546 nt
Organism: Gossypium raimondii (Peruvian cotton)
Lineage: Eukaryota; Viridiplantae; Streptophyta; Magnoliopsida; Malvales; Malvaceae
Exons: 1
Coding region: 1-546 (181 amino acids)
Source: RefSeq, a predicted model, not a curated record